Messenger RNA from Micropterus salmoides (largemouth bass), 1981 nucleotides. It is a transcript of the gene znhit2, whose product is annotated as zinc finger, HIT-type containing 2. The coding region runs from base 62 to 1921 and encodes 619 amino acids. The record is from RefSeq and is a predicted model, not a curated record. The transcript is spliced from 2 exons. Lineage: Eukaryota; Metazoa; Chordata; Actinopteri; Centrarchiformes; Centrarchidae.
GUAGAGGUAGCACCAGGUGGCUUUAAGUCACUAUUGCGUCAUCAAAAGGCGACGUGGCUGCAUGAUUCUCAGAACAAACGUGAAACGUUGGUGUAAAAACUGGAAAGUUUCCUCUUUUGAACUUGAGACCUCACAACUUUCUCUUCCUUUUUCAUUCAACAUCUGUCCAGUUUGCCCGCUAAUGAAUCCAUUAAUUAGACCGAGACUUCCUCAGUCUGUGAGGAGCCUUCUGACGGAUAUCGGCCCGAAGACGGAGUGGACUGACACAGAGGCCGACACAGUGAACAGAGAUGGGAUUUUGCUCCCGUCCAGAGGAGCUGCUUCUGCACAAGAGGAGUUUCUCACGCCAGCCGAAACACAAGGGGAAGAGGCUGCAGUGGAUGGUAGUAACACCAGAAGUGCAGUCUGCAUGCUGUGUAAAUGUAAGCCCUCUUGUUACACCUGCCCUCGAUGUAACCUGCAUUACUGUGGCUUGGCUUGCUACCAGAGCCCCGAUCACUCUGUGUGCUCUGAGGAGUUUUACAAGGAGUCCGUUCUACAGGAGCUGAAGGAUAUGGGGAAAACAGAAAGUGAGGGGAGAAAGAAAAUGCAGGAGGUUCUUUUGGGACUCAGACAAAAGGCGGAAAGGACAGAUGGGGGCAUGGAAAGCUUGUUAAAAGAAGCGGGUAUUGUGACCUAUGACACAGACGAAGGGGAAGGAGAGGCAGCAGAGAAAGUGCGGAUUGUGGAGCUCCUGUCCAGGUUAGCAGAGCUUCAACAGUCUGGAGAAGGGAGUGAAACAGAGAUUGAGGCUAUUUUGAGGAAACUCGAAGAAGUUGGAGGAGGGGAGGUGCUGCCUGGAGAUGUGGAUCAGGAUGCGGGAUGUGCAAAAGGAGAGCUGGACUUGGCUGAUCGGCUCUCAGGGCUGGAUAUUGACAAACUUUCUGAAGAGGAGCUGUGGGAACUUCUUAACAGUAAAGAGAAAGAGAUGUUUAUGGGUCUGAUGAAGGGUGGAGCUCUUGGCGGGCUGGUUCCCUUGUGGAAGCCGUGGUGGGAGGAGCAUGAGGAGGGAGGUAGAGCGCUGGUGGAGGUGCUUGAGGAGGAAGUGAGCAAACUGGAGAGAGAAAAUUCAACAACUGUGGAUGGACGGGAUGUUGAUAACAUAGCCGAGACAGCACAAGAAGUGGUUCAGAGUCGGGGCAAAUCAGCUAUGAAGCUGAGAAAGAUUAAAGGAAACAGAAAGGAAACAAGCAAAGGCAAGGAGAAUUCAUCCGUUCCCAGUGUCCCUCCAAUAUCUGCCAAAAUUCAAAAGUUGAGUUCCUUGUGUGCAAAUCCAUCUCCCCUGGUGUGCUAUGGUUUGGUCAAUGCACUUUUUGGCUACACCUUCACCCUGUGCCUGUAUAAUGGUGACACUGAUUCACUGAUGUUUGAGUUCUGUGACAUGAUUCUUGCUCUGUCUGAGGCACUAAACUCAAGCAGGGUGUUCAACUCUGUCCAAGAGGCCUUAGACUGUGGAGAAAGUCUCAUUUUGGGUGGAGGUUACCUCGACAAGGAGGACCAUCUUGCCCCAGCCAGGGCGGUUGAAGCCGUGGCUCACAUCAUGACCGGCAGAGACAGAAAGAAUGCCACAGGAUACUGCCUGGCCGCCUUGAGUCAGCUUCGUUCAUUGCUCUCCCGAGCCAGAACAGCACUGUCAAAAGAGGGCGAGGAUGGGACAAGGAGACAGAAGUACUUCCUUGCAAGCAAGAAGUGUGAAUUCUUUCAAGCCUGGGUGUUGGACAAUGCACAGCAGAUUCGUAGACUAGCUAUUGACUUGUGGAAUGAACACACUAAAAGAGAGAGUGUAAGGAGUAGCAUGGAGAAAGCAAAGACUGUGGUUGAGGAGAACUUGAAGAAAGGAAAGACCAAAGGGAAUAGUAAGUUAAUUGAAGAACUGAACUAAUUAAGUGUAUCAAUGUUUGUAAAAGUUCAUGUUGUAAUAAAAAUAUAUUAACCUAAUUUA